CUCUGCGGCAGUCACUUGAGCAUUUUGUGUUUUCCUCUCUUAAUGGAAGGGAGCAAAAAAAGGUUUGCAGCAUACCACUGAACAAAACAGGAACUGACCACAGAGGAGAACCUGAUGCAGACUUACAGACUGUUGGGAUCCUGUGACAUUGAUCACCAAGGUAAAUGUGAUGAUGAUCAGAAACUGCAUCCGUGAGAGAGUAAAACAGUAUUUCUGAGUUUGAAACCUUAUUUUGUUACAGCAGUCAAAGCGUUCUGAACUGCUUCCUGCCUCCGUACUGGCUCAUUUUUCUUUUCUUUCCAAGCUGAAAAGCCAAAGAAGGUUUUCAAAGGAAUGCAAAAGGAACAGGAGCUUUAAAAGCAGGAAGCUGAAAGGAGAUCACCGUAAGAUGAAUUUCACCCGGCACCGGGGGACACUCCAGCCUCUCCAUUUCUGGAACCACAGCUACAGACUGCAGGGAGGCACCAGCGAGCCCCAUGCAAAGGGCUACUCCUUGGGAGGCUGCUAUGAGCAACUCUUUGUGUCCCCUGAGGUGUUUGUGACUCUGGGCAUCAUCAGCUUGAUGGAGAACAUCUUGGUCAUUGUGGCAAUAGCCAAGAACAAGAACCUCCAUUCGCCCAUGUACUUCUUCAUCUGUAGUUUGGCAGUGGCUGAUAUGCUAGUGAGUGUAUCUAAUGGAUCAGAAACUAUUGUCAUCACGCUGCUAAACAAUACAGACACAGAUGCUCAGAGCUUUACCAUAAACAUUGACAAUGUCAUUGACUCAGUUAUUUGCAGCUCCUUGCUUGCAUCAAUUUGCAGCCUCCUCUCAAUAGCAGUGGACAGGUACUUUACUAUCUUUUACGCCCUCCAGUACCAUAAUAUCAUGACAGUGAAGCGUGUAGGGGUCAUUAUCACAUGCAUCUGGGCUGCUUGCACAGUCUCAGGCAUUUUGUUCAUCAUUUACUCUGAUAGCAGUGUUGUCAUCAUCUGCCUUAUUAGCAUGUUCUUCACUAUGCUCAUUCUCAUGGCAUCCCUCUAUGUCCACAUGUUUAUGAUGGCUCGCAUGCAUAUCAAAAAGAUUGCUGUUCUCCCAGGGACUGGCCCCAUUCACCAAGGGGCCAACAUGAAAGGGGCCAUCACUCUCACCAUCCUGAUUGGGGUUUUUGUUGUGUGCUGGGCUCCGUUUUUCCUUCACCUUAUUUUCUACAUCUCCUGCCCCUACAACCCUUACUGUGUGUGCUUCAUGUCUCACUUUAACUUCUACCUCAUCCUCAUCAUGUGCAAUUCCAUCAUUGAUCCACUUAUCUAUGCAUUCCGGAGUCAGGAGCUCAGGAAAACCUUCAAGGAGAUUAUAUGCUGCUGUACCCUGAGAGGGCUUUGUGAUUUGCCUGGCAAAUAUUAA
Molecule: messenger RNA, 1384 nt
Organism: Apaloderma vittatum (bar-tailed trogon)
Lineage: Eukaryota; Metazoa; Chordata; Aves; Trogoniformes; Trogonidae
Gene: MC4R
Product: melanocortin 4 receptor
Exons: 1
Coding region: 389-1384 (331 amino acids)
Biological process (GO): G protein-coupled receptor signaling pathway
Cellular component (GO): membrane
Molecular function (GO): melanocyte-stimulating hormone receptor activity
Source: RefSeq, a predicted model, not a curated record